Molecule: messenger RNA, 861 nt
Organism: Scaptodrosophila lebanonensis
Lineage: Eukaryota; Metazoa; Arthropoda; Insecta; Diptera; Drosophilidae
Product: putative cyclin-dependent serine/threonine-protein kinase DDB_G0272797/DDB_G0274007
Exons: 6
Coding region: 1-861 (286 amino acids)
Source: RefSeq, a predicted model, not a curated record
AUGAAGCAACAAUCGCGAAAACAACAGGAGGUACUAAAUCGGCAACAAUGCCCGCCAGCCCAACAAUUGGGCCACUCCAAACUGGCACAUCAAUUCUGGUUCUCCUAUCCGCCACCGGGCGCUGGCGGCGGCUCUUCAAACAGCAAAACAUCGCAAACCGACGAAGAGAAGCAACGCGAUCGGCAGCGCAACGAGCGCGAGGCCAAAAAGGAGGAGCAGGACGCCAUCAACUAUAAGCGCGACAAGGAGCAACGCGAGGCACGCCUGCUGGACUUUGAGAUACGACGCCAGCAGAAGCGCGAGGAGCAGAAUCAGCAGCGACAGCAGCAGCAGCAAAUACAACAACAUCAGCAGCAGCACCAACAACAGCAGCAACAACAACAACAGCAGCAACAGCAACAACAGCAGCAACAACAACAGCAGCAGCAGCAACAAAGCGAAAAAAGUCCACCCACCACUUCGGCUCACUCGCAGCAACAACAGCAGCAGCGGCAACAGUUGCAACUGCAACAACAACAAUCCCUGCAGCAGCAGCAGCAACAACAACAACAACUGCCAAGCAGCAGCGGCAGCGGAAGCGGCAACACACCGGCCACGCCCAAGCUACAGACGCCGCCGGAUCGCUCUCUACCGCCAGCCUUUCGCAGCCACUCAAUCGAGCGUGAGAUUCUCUACGAGCGGAAACGUUUCUCGGCGUCCCAAACAGCCGAAUUCAAGUUGCCUUGCGGGCUAACCGCGACACCAUCGCCUCAAACCCUUGCUGGAGCGCCGGCGCCUGCAGCGCAUACGGCGGCAUUGGCGGGCCCGCCGGCAACAGCCGCGGCUGCCACAGCUGCGAUAAUCCCGAUAUUACCUCCGUGA